Gavialis gangeticus (Gharial) is the source of this 1514-nucleotide messenger RNA. It is a transcript of the gene PGRMC1, whose product is annotated as progesterone receptor membrane component 1. Lineage: Eukaryota; Metazoa; Chordata; Crocodylia; Gavialidae. The record is from RefSeq and is a predicted model, not a curated record. Bases 16 to 291 code for a protein of 91 amino acids. Gene Ontology annotation, cellular component: membrane; endomembrane system. The transcript has 3 exons.
AACUGGUUCCUACAGAUGAUCACUACAGAGGGCCCGUAUGGGAUUUUUGCCGGAAGGGAUGCAUCCAGAGGCCUAGCCACCUUCUGUCUAGAUAAAGAAGCUCUCAAAGAUGAAUAUGAUGACCUAUCUGACCUUGAUGCUACACAGCAAGAAACCUUGAAAGACUGGGAAUCACAGUUCACUUUUAAGUAUCCCUGCGUUGGCAAGCUACUGAAGGAAGGAGAAGAACCCACUGUGUACUCGGAUGAAGAAGAAACAACAGAUGCAAAAGAAGAAAAAAAGAAAGACUAGAGAAUGCAGUGAGGAACAAUUUAUUUUUGUAUCUUAAAGGACCAUUUGUAACAUUCCAGUUCUGUUUUAUGAGUUGCAGUCUCAACAAUACACAGAUGAGGUACAGACUUGCAAUGAAUUCAUUUUCCUUGGAAACACUUUCUUAUCUAAAUUAACUGGUAACCCAGAAACUGCUUCCACAAAAUCUGUAUAAUAAGAACAUGCUUUAUACUCCAAAAGCACCUGAGCAAAAUUGAGCUGCAACUUUUAACUAGAAAGUUGGUGCUGUUUUUUUCUAACACUAUUAGUACCAAGUAGGUGAAAAUCCAGGCACUUUUUGUUUAAUGUCCAGGGCUUCAAGCCUACGAAGACAAAAGCAAUUGUGCUUGAUUUAGCAUUUGUAGGAUCCGAACCAUAGUAGAAUUUCUUUAAAGCAGGAAUCAUGUAUUUUGGUUUCCAGUAAUGCAUCAUAUAAGUCUAUGAUGCUAUAUAAAUAAUCAGUUUAAUGGUGAUGUUGAGUUGAUAUUGUUCUUGCCUAUUAAUUUUAAUGUCAGAUAAGACUGACAUUUUAGAGAAACACACGUGCCCUUGAGUGAAGCUGACUAGCUUAAAAUUCGGGACUCAACCACUUGGCAAAAAACUUGCCACAGCCACAUAUCUGGAUUAAUGUUUUCUGUUGUUUUUACUUUUAAAACACAUCUGAAGUGUUACAAAGGUUUAGGUAUCGGUUAUCAAAUGGACACCGAGAAAGGGUAAACCUCAGAGCAUGACUACUAUUCAUUCACCUUUUAUUAGCAAAACUCUUCAUGGACUGAAUCCAACAGUCCAUCCAAAAGAUGUGAAAUUGAGGCUGUGGGGAAAAGCCAACUGCUGCUGACUCUUAGGCCUUCUGUAAACCGCAGAAGAUUUGCUGGCCUAGCUCUAUCAGCAUCCCUCAUACUGCAGAUGCAGAUUUCACUAGUGAGAGAGCACGUCUCCUAGUAUUGCUUGUAUCAGUUUCCCAAACAAAAUGAGCUAUACCAACACAAUCAACUUCUUGCUGGUGUAAGCAUGUCUGCUCUUGGGCUUUGUUACCCCCUAACAAAUAGGGUAACAAAAUAUAAACUAAGUGAAAUCACACUGCAUCUGGCAAAGGGUGCUAGUGUAACCCAAGCCUUUGAAAUACUUUUAGCUUGUUGCUUCAUCUCAUAGCUCAUUUGCAUACCUGAUUAACAGGAUUCUUUGUAUCAAGUAACUAAUCCACA